CCCACCAUUGCACUCUCGCUACUUUGCACACGUGUGUGGCUUUCCUUUUUCUUUCCUCCUUCGCCUGCGUUGUGCUUGGUCGCUGCACUCGCUCUUCCCCGCGCUGAGACGUUUUGCGCCUACUAUACAUAACAACAACCAAUCGACCGUUGCUUAGCCGAUUCACACGUGCACGCACAGGUGACAUCAGCCUACCAGCCGUGCCCUGCCCUGUCCCCCCGCGUCCCGCACCUCGACCACCCGCAAAACACCCCAGCCGUAAACACACACGUAUACCGGUAAACACCCAAGUCGGCCUUUUACCACAACCGCAACCAUGGGCAAAGCCGGGCGCUUCGCGUGCAUCCUCACGCCCAUGCUACUCACCCUUGCAUCGCUGAUAUGCUUUAUUAUCGUUAUGAUGGGUCAAACGCCGUGGAAGGGCAACAAUGCUCCUGCCACGGACCUGGGCAAAGAUUUAUACUUUUUCAAGGCGGAUACAAGCAACAUGACGCUCGACUCCAAGACAAUCCUCGACAAACUGCCCCAAGGCAUUAAGCCCAACAACGCUUUCCUCGACGCCCUCCGCGGCAAGGCCGACUCCAAGGACCUCAAGGACUUUUACCAGGUCGGUCUCUUCUCCUACUGCGAGGGCGACAUCAACAACAAGACCGGCGAGGAGAAGAUUACCUACUGCUCUGCCCGCAAGUUCCAGUUCCACUUUGAUCCUCUCAAGGUCUGGGACAUGAACGGCACCAGUCUGCAGGAGGCUCUGGGCAGCAAGUACGAGGAUGGAAUGAAUGUGUACAAAAAGGUGGCCGGUUGGAUGAACUGGGCCUUUGUCAUUACCCUGAUUUUGACCAUUUCCGAGCUGGUCGUGGGUAUCUUUGCCGUCUUCUCCAGGUGGGGCAGCUUUGUUACUACCAUUGUCUCCACGGCCCAAGCCGUCUUCGCCAUUGCCGCAGCCGCCACCGCCACAGCAACCUACGGCACACUGACGGGUGUCUUUAAGACGGCCCUGGAUCCUUACAACAUCCACAUCUCCAUGGGCUCGCGCAUGCUCUCUACCCUCUGGCUCGGCGUCGCCUUUUCAAUCGCCUCAGGCUUCUUCUGGCUCAUCAGCACCUGCUGCUGCAGCGGAAAGAGCCCCCACAAGAAGAUGGUUGUCGAGAAGACUCCCUACACAUACGAGCGUGUUUCCAGCCCCGCGUUUGGCGGCCAGCAGGGACAUCAAAUGCAGCAGUGGCCCGGAAACUCCAAGCAGACGGGUGCUACCGCCUACGAGCCCUUUAGGUCGCACGCUUAA
Messenger RNA from Exserohilum turcica Et28A, 1285 nucleotides. RefSeq lists its product as uncharacterized. Lineage: Eukaryota; Fungi; Ascomycota; Dothideomycetes; Pleosporales; Pleosporaceae. Gene Ontology annotation, cellular component: plasma membrane; cell cortex of cell tip. Gene Ontology annotation, biological process: fungal-type cell wall organization. The transcript is spliced from 3 exons. The record is from RefSeq and is a predicted model, not a curated record. Bases 317 to 1285 code for a protein of 322 amino acids.